Molecule: messenger RNA, 4049 nt
Organism: Rhododendron vialii
Lineage: Eukaryota; Viridiplantae; Streptophyta; Magnoliopsida; Ericales; Ericaceae
Product: PH, RCC1 and FYVE domains-containing protein 1-like
Exons: 9
Coding region: 441-3725 (1094 amino acids)
Molecular function (GO): metal ion binding
Source: RefSeq, a predicted model, not a curated record
CCAACCCCUCUCUCUCUCUCUCUCUCUCAUCUGCAACUCUCCCAACGGAUUAUCACUGCUGAUCUCAACUCUGAUCCUCUGACGCUAUCUCACUCCAACACCGAGCCGCCUGAGCCGCCGCUGCCAAUCAUCGAAGCCAGUAAAGCGCCGUCUCGUAUUCGAUCGACUGCUUUUCUCUCUCUCUCCCCGUCCCGAAACCUAAUCACGGAAGCACAUUUCUCACUCCUCUUCGUGACUCGAUCUCUGCACCGUUCGCCGAGGUCAAGUCAAUUGCAUUCCAAGCUGAGAAGUGGGUUUCGAGCACUUGGUACGAAUCUAAGUGAUCACUGAAUUUUGAAGCUCCGAGUGAUUACUGCAUGUCUGAGUAAUUACCGUUCGCUGAGUGAAGUUAAGUUUGCAAGUGAAUUGAUGAAUGGAAGGGCUUAGUUUUGAGGGCUAGGAUGACGUCGGAUGUUAACAGGGCUGGAUGCUCUGCUGAGAGGGAUAUCGAGCAGGCCGUUACUGCUCUUAAGAAAGGAGCGUAUUUGCUCAAGUAUGGAAGAAGGGGAAAACCUAAGUUUUGUCCCUUCCGGCUCGCAAAUGAUGAAUCUGUACUAAUAUGGUUCUCAGGGAAAGAAGAGAAACGCCUCAGACUAAGUCAUGUAUCCAGAAUUAUUGCUGGGCAACGUACUCCAAUCUUUCAGAGGCAUCCACGGCCAGAGAAGGAGUACCAGUCCUUCUCGCUUAUAUAUAAUGACAGGUCAUUGGAUUUGAUUUGUAAAGAUAAGGACGAAGCUGAGGUAUGGUUUAGUGGUCUGAAGGCAUUGAUUUCACGUGGCCAUCAACGGAAGUGGAGAACAGAAUCAAGGAGUGAUGGUAUUCCAUCUGAAGCUACAAGUCCCCGAACAUAUACAAGGAGGAGUUCUCCUCUGCAUUCUCCAUUUGCUAGUGGCAAUUGCUUGCAGAAGGAUGGUGAUCAGCUUCGACUUCAUAGUCCAUAUGAAAGCCCCCCAAAAAAUGGUCUGGACAAGGCAUUUUCGGAUGUAAUACUAUAUCCUGUGCCUGCAAAGAGUUUCUUGCCCCCAGACUGUGCCAGUGGUUCUGUACAUUCUAUAUCAACCGGAGGCUCUGAUGGCCUACAUGGUCACAUGAAAGCAACGGGGAUGGAUGCUUUCAGGGUAAGUCUAUCGAGUGCUGUUAGCUCAUCAAGCCAAGGUUCUGGUCAUGAUGAUGGUGAUGCCUUAGGGGAUGUUUUCAUUUGGGGGGAGGGUAUUGGAGAUGGUGUUCUCGGUGGUGGACCCCACAGAGCUGGGAGUUGUUUUGGUGUUAAAAUGGACUCUUUGUUGCCUAAAGCAUUAGAGUCUGCAGUAGUUCUUGAUGUCCAAAAUAUUGCUUGUGGUGGACGGCAUGCUGUCUUAGUAACCAAACGAGGAGAGAUUUUUUCCUGGGGGGAGGAAUCCCGUGGUAGGCUUGGGCAUGGUGUAGAUUCUGAUGUUUUGCAUCCAAAGCUCAUUGACGCUCUAGGCUCUACCAAUAUUGAGCUUGUAGCUUGCGGUGAGUACCAUACUUGUGCUGUAACAUUUUCUGGUGAUUUGUAUACAUGGGGUGAUGGCCAUCUCGGUCUUCUUGGGCAUGGGAAUGCAGUCAGUCACUGGGCCCCAAAAAGGGUGAAUGGCCCUUUGGAGGGUAUUCAUGUUUCGUCUCUCUCUUGUGGACCUUGGCAUACUGCUGUUGUGACCUCUUCCGGGCAAUUGUUUACUUUUGGCGAUGGAACGUUUGGUGUUUUGGGUCAUGGAGAUCGAGAAAGUGUUUCUAAACCCAGGGAAGUGGACUCCCUUAAGGGGCUCCGGACUGUACGGGCCGCUUGUGGGGUUUGGCAUACUGCUGCUGUUGUAGAAGUCAUGGUUGGGAAUUCAAGUUCUAGCAACUGUUCUUCUGGAAAACUGUUCACAUGGGGAGAUGGGGACAAAGGUCGACUUGGGCACAGUGACAAGGAAGCAAAACUUGUGCCAACAUGUGUUGCUGCUCUUGUUGAACCCAAUUUUUGCCAAGUGGCAUGCGGGCAUAGCCUGACUGUCGCACUUACAACUUCUGGCCAUGUCUACACAAUGGGUAGUCCUGUUUAUGGCCAGCUUGGAAAAUUGCAAGCUGAUGGAAAGCUCCCUACUCGUGUUGAAGGAAAACUCUUAAAGAGUUUCGUGGAGGAGAUUGCUUGUGGUGCCUAUCAUGUUGCCGUUUUAACUUCGAGAACUGAAGUUUACACUUGGGGAAAGGGUGCAAAUGGUCGAUUAGGUCAUGGGGAUACAGAUGACAGGAAUUCUCCCACUUUAGUAGAAGCACUGAAAGACAAACAAGUCAAAAGUAUUGCUUGUGGCACUAAUUUUACUGCAGCUAUCUGCCUGCAUAAGUGGUUAUCAGGGGUUGAUCAGUCUAUGUGCUCUGGUUGUCGUCUGCCAUUCAAUUUCAAAAGAAAACGUCAUAAUUGCUACAAUUGUGGACUUGUUUUCUGUCAUUCAUGUAGUAGCAAGAAGUCACUUAAGGCCUCUAUGGCACCAAACCCCAACAAACCUUAUCGCGUUUGUGAUAUUUGUUUUGGUAAACUGAAGAAAGCCAGUGAACCUGAUGCGUCUUCUCAGUCUACUGUGACUAGAAGAGAAAGCAUGAAUCGGGGGCUAAAUGAACUAACUGAAAAAGAUGAAAUGUUGGAUUCCAAAUCUCAUCCUCAUCUAGGUAGAUUUUCCUCAAUGGAGUCCUUCAAGCAAGGAGAAAGUCGUUCCUCCAAGAGAAACAAAAAGCUAGAAUACAAUAGCAGUCGUGUAUCACCUAUUCCGAAUGGAAAUUCCCAAUGGGGGGCUCUUAAUGUCUCUAAAUCAUUUAAUCCAGUUUUUGGCUCAUCUAAGAAAUUCUUCUCAGCUUCUGUGCCUGGGUCGAGAAUUGUUUCUCGAGCAACAUCACCAAUAUCAAGACGACCAAGCCCACCUCGCUCCACGACGCCAACACCUACUCUAGGUGGACUCACCUCUCCAAAAAUCGGUGUGGAUGAUGCUAAGGGAACAAAUGAUAGCCUUGAUCAAGAAGUUAUUAGAUUAAAAGCACAGGUGGAAAAUCUUACCCGUAAAGGUAAACUUCAAGAAGUAGAGUUGGAAAGAACUACUAAGCAACUGAAGGAGGCAAUUGCGAUUGCAGGGGAAGAAACAGCAAAAUGCAAAGCAGCGAAGGAAGUGAUCAAGUCACUUACUGCCCAACUGAAGGAGAUGGCUGAAAGGUUACCUGUGGGAGCGGCUCGAAGUAUCAAAUCACCUUCCUUAGUUUCCUCGGGCUCCAAUCCCAUUUCAAACACUUCUACUGACCAAUUGAAUGAUCAACUAACAUACCAAGAACCAGAUUCUAACGGAUUAAACUUCCGUUUGCUUUCUAAUGGGUCAAGUACUGCUAGUAACCGCAGUUCGGGCCCCACCAGACAAGGCUAUUCAGAAUCAGUUACCAAAAAUGGCAGCCGAACAAAAGAAGGCGAUUCUCGUAAUGACAGUCAGUGGGUUGAGCAAGAUGAGCCAGGUGUUUAUAUCACACUAACAGCAUUACCUGGAGGAGAUAAAGAUCUUAAGAGAGUACGGUUCAGUCGGAAGCGUUUUAGUGAGAAACAAGCAGAGCAAUGGUGGGCAGAGAAUCGGGCCAGGGUGUACGAACGGUACAACGUACGCAUGGUCGACAAGUCAAGCAUGGGGAGCGAGGACUUAGGACGCUGACGUUCGGAAGUUUUAACAGUAAGACAAGUGCAGUUCUUUUUUUGUCUGCAUUCCUGCUUCCAUUACCAGGAAGGCCUCAUCGAUUUAUUAAACGUUGCGGGCAUUAAGGUUGCUUUGAAAUUAGAAAAGUAUAGGGGUUAUGUUGUGUUUUCUAGUAAUUUUUAACUUGAUUUGUAUUUUUCAUUUUUUCCCCAGUAUGCGACUUGUGUGGGGGCCAUUGAGGGUAACUGAUGCAAAUUCUCUGUAGGUUGCAGCCUCUUGUUCUAAAGGGUCUGAAAUGUAAAUUCCAUAAGCCAAUGCAAAAAUGCAUCUUCAAUUUUACCA